AUGGAAAACGAUCAGACUUCUUCAUCUGGUCUGAAUUUAUCAGCGGAGUCCACUUUGCUUGUAAAAACUCUGCUGGAAAAACACCACAGAGCGAAGAAACAGGACGAUACAAACACCGAGAUGCGGAACACUAACUGGGUCACUGGCGAAAACUUCACCGUGGAAGUGGGGAAGAUGCAGAUUGAGGAGUACAUUCAGACAUGGGAGUUGCAGCCCUGCUGGCUCCACAGCUUGGUCUUCCUCUGCUCCGUCGAUGAGGAGCAUCAUACUUUCCACCUGUACCGGGCCCGUUUCAGCACCCCGACCCCGCGGAAGCCAAUUCAAGGGACGGCGAGUGUGUACUUCGCCGUGGAUAAAGUCAAACCACACACCCUGCCCGUGGAGGUGUACUAUAUAGUGGAGUCCAACAGGCUGAUGCAUGCAGCUGGGAGGACGAGGUUCAGAGAGAAGUGGCUGGCGGACGUGAUUGAGAGCAAGUCUUUGCUCCAGAGAGAAAUGGACCUUUGGACCAAUGAAGUGGCACCAGAGACAAGCUAA
Molecule: messenger RNA, 537 nt
Organism: Sphaeramia orbicularis (orbiculate cardinalfish)
Lineage: Eukaryota; Metazoa; Chordata; Actinopteri; Kurtiformes; Apogonidae
Gene: akap14
Product: A-kinase anchoring protein 14
Exons: 1
Coding region: 1-537 (178 amino acids)
Cellular component (GO): cAMP-dependent protein kinase complex
Molecular function (GO): protein kinase A regulatory subunit binding
Source: RefSeq, a predicted model, not a curated record